This is a messenger RNA of Symbiodinium sp. CCMP2592, 1497 nucleotides long. NCBI's taxonomy places the organism in Eukaryota, Dinophyceae, Suessiales, Symbiodiniaceae. The record is from the annotation of a GenBank genome assembly.
AUGGAAGCGAAAGCGCUGCCUCGGCACAGUGCCAGCAGCCUGCGAAUUUCGCAGUGGUCCAAGGUUAACGACUCGCCUGAGAAGGGCGGAGAUGCCCAUCCGAAGUUGAAUGAGCAUGCGAGGGUGUUGUGGCCGAAUUUGCUCGGCAACGAGAAACACUCCAGCAAGGCCCGCGCAAAGACACGCGGCAAGGCUCGCUGCAGAUCGCUGCCCCGACCCACGUCAGCACCGAACUGCACAGCAUGGCGAGCUGCAGAGGAAGAGGCCGAUAUCGCGACCAGCCGGGAUCUUCCGCAGAGAGGAGGCCCCUUGGCACAGCUCCGGAUUCCAGCAUCGGCUCCUUCGGAUGCUGCCACCGUUCGAGAGGACCUGGGAGACAUACCAGGCGUGGAGGAGAUUCGGUGUCGCCAUGCUGGUGUUCCCUGGACCUGCCAGCCUCGAGGAGCAAGGAUUCCAGCAGGUGGUCAUUCCCAGAUGGCCCUGGAACUUCGGGAGAUGCUUUUCAGGGCAGAUGAGGCUGCCUUGGAGAAGAGAUUUGGCCACCGGCACGCGCGAGAUGCACUCCCACGGGAAGUGCUGCUUCGUUGGACCCUCGGUUGCUGCCUUGAGGCAUUGGGCUUUCCCGCGGCAGCCGGUGGUCUCUUCGCGUCCUGCGUUGCACGAGACUGCGGGAACCCGGUGCAUCCCUACAACCGGGGCGUUUGCCAUCUCCGGGCCGGAGCACCCCGCGCUGCUUCGCGGGACUUCGACCUGGCAGUGAGCAGGUGCAUUGGUCGUGAUCUGGCUCCACCACCGUUGCUGUUGGUGCGUCGUGCGCUGACGGGAUCCAUGCUGCCUGAGCGACAGGCAGAAGUUUGGGCGGACUUCGAGUUGGUUAGGCGCCGCGUGGCCAACAUGGGCGCCUCCCUGCGGUCGAUCCAGCGGGACCUUGCCCGGGACAAAAUCAGCUCCUUCGCGCAGUACCAACGCAUGGUGGUGCAAGCUCAGCCCGCGAAUGCACCGCAUCGGCACUGGGCUGCUGCAAUUCUGGCACGCACUUUCCGCCAGCAGAGCGCGGUCAGUCGCCUGACUGAGGUGGAACUGGAGUCGCUGACCCAUCUGCUGCGGAGAAUGCCGGGGUUCUCCUUCUUAGAGCCCAAGUCUUUGCGACAGUGCCUUCCCGACAUCUCCGUCCACUACGUGCCGGCAGGACAGCCGCUCCUCCCGUUGCCAUUCUGGUAUGUCAUUCUCCAGGGGUCCUUCGAAAUCGUUUGCUUUGUCCCUGGCGAAGCACCACCUGCAUUGCCAGAUGGGGAGGAGGAUCCCUUCCUUCCUGAGGACCUCUGUGUUCCUCUGGUGCUUCGUCACCUUGGUCAACGCCCAGUGCACACGGGCUUCUGGGGUCUGACAGCCUCUGGCCCGGACCGGGAUGGUUGGCUGCUGGCCAACGACCAUGGAGUGACAGUCGCUAGGAUGUCUGCAGAGUGUUUGAAGCAGCUGAGUCGGUCUCACACAUGA